AUCACUUGUUGAGACGUCGUUUCUAACCAACGAUUUAUUGUUAAGUUCUGUCGUCAUGAAGUCUGUAAAAACGUUCUGGAGCGAUUAUUGUGAAAAGAGUUCAUUACACGGUCUCCGGUAUGUCGUUCACAAGGAUGCGACUCCUUGGGAGAGAUUCUUGUGGGCAGUAUUGAUGGCAGUUGCUAGCGUCACUAUACUUGUGCAUCUGUAUGCUUCUUGGAAAUCUUUUUCGUAUUCGUCUAUGCAAAUCGUGGUGGACAAUCCUCGAUAUCCGCUUAGCAAAAUUGACUUUCCGGCAGUAACUAUUUGUUCCAUGAACAAAAUCCUUUAUUCGAAGGCUAAAAGAUUAAUUUUAAGUAAAUACGAAAAUGAACCGGAAUUGAAAAAAAAAUACGAAAACUCGUUGUACAUUCUGGAAAUGAUACAGUAUCCGUACUACAAAGAUUUACCAUUUUUCGCUGAAACUAAUCCAAAUCUUAUCGACCUACCAGUAGACAAUAUCAAGGAUCUCAUGUUGAAACUUAUGCCGACUGUUGAUGAGGUGUUUGAUUCGUGCUAUUGGAGAGGCACCAGUUACAAUUGUACGGAUAUAUUACGGUUGCAACGAACCGAAGAAGGAUUUUGUUAUUCGUUCAACAGCAAAACUUCAGAAAGGAUGACAAAUGACAGUGACUACAACCCGCCAAUCGCCAAGCCAAACGGCAGCCUGAUGCCGCUUAGAAAUAACGUUGCGGGGAAGAUGACGGGUCUCGAGUUAAUCAUGAAGAGUUUGAUCACUGAAUACUUCCCGAACGACAAGAGGUCCAAAGGAUACAAUAUAAUGGUACACACGCCUGAGGACUUCCCGGAUAUUUCAAGCAGCUACAAAGUGUACAGCGAACUAAACCAAUCUUCGCGGAUAUCAGUGAGCGUGAGUCACAUACGGGCGGACGAAUCGCUAAGCCGGCUCGGAGAAAAGGACCGCAAAUGUUUCCUGUACGAGGAGAGGACGACAAGGACGAAGAACUUUCCGACGUCUAGGAGCAACGCAGAGGACAACUGUUACAGCGAGUGCAGGCUGAAGACUACUUAUAAAAUGUGCAAUUGCACGCCGUACUACUUUGACAUCGAAGAGAGCAAGCAGCAUUGUGGAAUUGAACACAUACAAUGUCUUAGCAAAAUCAAAGUGCUUCAACGCAACGUUCAAGUUUCAGAAGAAGAAAUUGGAUAUCCCAAAUGGAAUGCACAGGAUUUUAUGAACUGCAGUUGCCCGCACCCGUGUUCGUUUGUUGGAUACACAACAGAAAUCCGCAACUAUGCAAAGGAUUUCUUGGCUUACACACAAUUUCCACACGCCUAUACACACAUCGAGGUACACUACAAAGAAAGAUUUGCCAUCAGUUACCUAAGGUCCAUGAAGUACACUACACAGGAUUUAUUAGUGACAUUUGGUGGGAUGGCAAGUCUGUUUCUUGGCUGCAGUUUGGUUAGCCUGGUGGAGAUAAUUUACGUUAUCUACAAAUCGUUAAUCAUGCUUAAACACAAAUACACCAAAGUCCAAACAGUUUCAAAACAAGAUCAGCAACUCAUUCUAUACCGCCGCCAUCAUAACAUGUAUCAUUUUAGCAAACCUCUGUACAAGCCACCAAGAAUCACAUUACCAGCAAUCUGUGAGAAAUUCAAAUAUUAAGCAACACAAUAUGUGAUAUAUUUC
This is a messenger RNA of Myzus persicae (green peach aphid), 1693 nucleotides long. RefSeq names its product sodium channel protein Nach-like. Gene Ontology annotation, cellular component: membrane. The transcript is spliced from 10 exons. The record is from RefSeq and is a predicted model, not a curated record. Gene Ontology annotation, biological process: sodium ion transmembrane transport. The coding region runs from base 56 to 1669 and encodes 537 amino acids. Gene Ontology annotation, molecular function: ligand-gated sodium channel activity. NCBI's taxonomy places the organism in Eukaryota, Metazoa, Arthropoda, Insecta, Hemiptera, Aphididae.